This is a messenger RNA of Hyla sarda, 1669 nucleotides long. Its product is annotated as prostaglandin D2 receptor-like. Gene Ontology annotation, cellular component: plasma membrane. Gene Ontology annotation, biological process: positive regulation of cytosolic calcium ion concentration; G protein-coupled receptor signaling pathway; inflammatory response. Lineage: Eukaryota; Metazoa; Chordata; Amphibia; Anura; Hylidae. Gene Ontology annotation, molecular function: prostaglandin D receptor activity; thromboxane receptor activity. Bases 206 to 1225 code for a protein of 339 amino acids. The record is from RefSeq and is a predicted model, not a curated record. The transcript has 2 exons.
UCCAGUGACGGCAGAAUAGGAUCCGCCUCGCUCAUGCCUUCAUUACUUUACAUAUCAAUUGCGACUCCCCACCUCUUCUAGAUAUCCUGAGAGCUGAACCACACUUAAAGAAAAGCAGACAGAUGUGUAGUUCACAUCUUACGGACGUUGGCUUCUGCCUUAUUCUGGCUUCUGAACAAGUUUUCGCCUCCUACCGAGUAUUCAUAUGGAGCUUUAUCCAUGUUCUAACAACCAUGCCAUCCAAGGGGACUAUUCGGUGAUUCCCAGCUCCUUGCUGUUCUCCGCCGGUCUACUAGGAAACAUCAUCGCCAUCUUCAUCUUAUGGCAACACAAGUUACGCUCAAGGAAGAAGACCUCUGUGUUCUACAUCUUGGUGACAGGUCUGACCGUGACCAACUUCAUGGGAAAAUGUUUGGUGAGCCCCAUGGUGUCUGCGGCUUACUCCAAAAACCAAACGUUGGUGGCGAUGGCUGCAGACCGGACCCUCUGUAACGCCUUCAGCUUCUUUAUGAUCUUCUUCGGCUUGGCCCCGAUGCUUAUUCUUCUGGCUAUGGCUCUGGAUUGUUGGAUUGCUUUGGCAAAUCCAUUCUUUUACCAUAUGCACAUUACCAAAAAAUUUGCCCUGCUGGUCCCGGUGGUCGUAUACAUUUUCAGUGGGCUCUUCUGUUCGAUGCCAUUUUUCGGCAUUGGAAGAUUUGUACAGUAUUGUCCAGGGACCUGGUGCUUUUUACAAAUGACUGUGGAUGGCUCAGAGCCCAAGGUACUCGCUUAUUCUUUACUGUAUGGUACGGUUCUGGGAAUAUUGGUGGUAGCCAUCAUUGUCUGCAACGUGGGUACCAUGAGGCGCCUUUACCAGAUGUACCAGUUUCAGAACCAGAGGGAUUCUAUUAAAGUUAGGCACAAGGUAGACUUUGUCCAGCAGUCCGGCAUGGAGGCGCUGGAUCACCUCAUCCUCCUGGCGGUCAUGACCAUCAUCUUUUCCGUUUGCUCCCUUCCUUUAACUUUCCGAGUCUACAUCAGCGCCUUCACCACAGGGAGGAACGAAUACGCCGACCUCAUGGUCUUAAGGUUUCUCUCCAUAAACUCUAUUGUGGAUCCAUGGAUUUUUAUCAUCUGUAGGACAUCCAAAUUUCACACCCAUGUCCACAAUCUGUGCAGCAGAAUGCACUCUACAAACAACACCCAGAGCGAACUGAUCGGGGAGAGCUUGAAAAGUCAACUGUAAUACCAGGGGCCGGGAACUACUUCUUGUAGUAGCCAACAUUUCGGACAUUGAAAUUGGAUUGGGGUGGACACUCUUCCAUGCUAAGGUUGCACUUAUUAAUGUAUUCACAAUGUAUGAAUCUACUGAAAAGGGAUGAAUGGUGGCAAAAUCUUACAAGCCAAGCGGGAUACAUGCUUGACACAUGGGAAGCAACGGGGACAAGUGUCCGGGAAGUGGCGUCUGGUCAAGUAUUGGAAUCCGGUGAAGUGUUGUAGGAGGAUUGAGCAGUUAUGGAUUGAUGGAAAGGAGAUCAACUGUGAAAUAUAGGCAAACACGUGAAUUCUAAUUAUAAAGAAAGUUUACAUGUUGUAUAUAGUAUAUAUGAAUGUGAGAUGAUAUUAGAUUUUAUAUGCCAAAGAAAGAAGGAUGAGAUGGAUGAGGUGGACCGACAUAACCCUUAGGCUG